Astrephomene gubernaculifera is the source of this 2213-nucleotide messenger RNA. The record is from the annotation of a GenBank genome assembly. Lineage: Eukaryota; Viridiplantae; Chlorophyta; Chlorophyceae; Chlamydomonadales; Astrephomenaceae.
UUCUUGUGUUGUAUCCUUUGUUUGUGCAGCGGUCCACGAGCCUCCUGGCUUGUCUGGGCAUUACGAGCCCUUAGCUUGUAAUCACCAUCAAGCAACAGUACCAAGCAUCCUUCUGGAGUGGAGCUACACUAAAGUAAAGGGCCCAGCUGGUUACACUAGCUAAAGAGCCAUGCGACUGCAUGGACUGUAACCGUUGUCACAUGAAGCAUGUCAGCCCUAGAAAGCGGCUUCUACCUUCCAUGCACUUUUCUUCCUCAUUCCACAUUCUCAUGGGACAAAAUCCAAAAGAGGGAAUCCAAUUGGAAGAUUCCGCAAUGUGUAGGUGCCGUUCCCGGCAGAUUGCUCAAUGGACGGCUUCCAUCACGUUGGAGCCCUUGGCAGCCAGCAGGGAAAUGGCGCUGGCAGCGAUGGAGUCAGACCAGUACGGAAAGCAGCAGGAGUGGGUUGCCGUACUGUACUCUGGCACGUACUGAUUACCGGGGAGCCCGUUCGCCUGCCGGUGCCGGCGAAGCAGCAGCCGCAGUGAUGACCAGCAGACAGCGGCAGCACAGGAAGCAGGGCACGCAGUAGCAGCCGCAGCAGAGCCCUGCCUUAGCGGCAACCCCUUCAGUAGCAUGUGAGCUCGCGAGCCCCCGGAAAUGUUGCUGCCCACUCCCCCUCAUGGUAGCUGCCCACGCCGCAGCCACUGGUUGCGCCCCUGCAGCCGCUGCAACAGCUGUAGCUGGGCGUACUCCGGGUCAAGUUCAGGCUCUACUGGUCUGGCGAGGCGCGCUCUAUCCGCACCAGCAGCACAGGUUGGGAGCCGGGAGCAAAGCACGACACACUCAGCGAAGUUAACUAUGAAGACAGCAUACCUUCCCAUCACUACGCACAUACUCGUGUGGACCAACGUGGCGGCCGUGCACCACUCCGUGCACCACUCCGCUUCCUCCGUUAUCCUACCCUCAACCCCAGCAGGCCCCAUCGGGCUGCCCCUAUGCUGUCGAAGCGUCCUCCCCGCUUCCCUCCACCUCCGGCGGCUGCCCGGUGCAGUCCCCCUCCUCCGCCUCCCCUUCCGCGGACGGUGGCACUCUCAACCCGCUCAACAACAUCCCCGCCUCGCUGUCCGCCAUGCCUCCCGAGGUCCCCGGCCUCAGCUCGCAGCGGCAGACCUCCAACAUCCCCAUGUCGCCGCCCGAAAAGUUGCCGCCGCACCAGCAGUCGGGGCAGGACUUCUGGGUCUACCCCUCGGAGCAGAUGUUCUUCAACGCCAUGAAGCGCAAGGGUCUCCUGCUGUUCGACCGACACGACUGGAUGGUGGACCGCCGCGGCAAGGGCUGGGACCCGCAGGCUGACGACAUGCGCAGUGUGGUGGCCAUCCACAACUCCGUCAACGAGCGCGCCUGGCGGGAGGUGAUGGCGUGGGAGCGGCUGCACUGCCAGGAGUGCGCGGAGCCGCGACUGAAGCGCUUCCAGGGCCGACCCAGCGACCUAAGCCCCAAGGCGCGACUGCUCAACUUCAUGGGUUCCGGACUGCCCUUCGACCGCCACGACUGGGUGGUGGACCGCUGCGGCAAGGAGGUUCGCUACAUCAUCGACUUCUAUAACGGCGCCCCGCAGCCCGGCCAGCGCGCCGCCGCCGCCUUCUUCCUGGACGUGCGGCCCGCACUGGACUCGUUCGAGGCGGCCUGGGACCGGGUGCGCAUGCAGCUGUCCUGGGUGACGAGCGGCCGCUGGAGGGACUGAGCGGGGGAGGACGGGAAGACAGAGGAGCCAUGCGUUGAGGAGGGGAGAGGGAGGCGCGAGUGGAGGGGUUAAGGAGGAUGGAUGAAUCAGCAGAAGAGGGAGGGAGUGUAAGGAGGAAGGGUGCAUAGAGCGGGUAGGCUUUGAAGUAUGCGAUUGCGGGUCGGCUGCGAGCUCAGGGAGCUCCGUGGCAGGGAUGAUGAUGAGGAGGGAAGGAGUGCGUGCAGGUGAUGGGCCGGCUGUUUGUAAGAAGUAAGGAGGGAGGGCUUUGUGCGCGGUUGGGCGGUUUCAGUGCCGUCACGUCACCAUGUGGGUCAGGGCUUGGUGUGUCGGGCGUGUGCGACCUCUGGGGCUACGGUGUCCAGGGCGGCGGAUGAAGGAGUCACACUUGAGGGCCCUUGCUUGAACACCUAGCCGUGACAAGCGCAAUCACGCAGCACAACCCAUGCAGCUGCGUAUACGCGACGUAAGGUGGAAAUAAGAGGCCAGGU